CAUGUUCAGAAGCUGUAUAAGUAGCCUGUGAUUCCGUGGUGAAGGCAAGCUGUUGCUGGCUGAUUCAGGAAACAGAUCUUUCUGCAUCAGUUUUCAAAUCUGUAUCAUCUCAUCACCUCAUCAUGAAGCUGCUGGCUGUGUGUGUCCUGGUUUUCUCUGUGAUGGCUCGGACCAGAGCUGACCCUGAACCAGAUGAUGGCUCCACUGAUCCAGAAGAAGUUGACUUGGUCCAGAGAUCUUCUUGUCCUCACGGCUGGUCUCGAUUCGGGUAUCGCUGCUUUCGCUAUGUUUCCAGACCCAUGACCUGGGCUAGAGCUGAGAGACACUGUCUGUCCAUGGGAGCAAACCUGGCAUCAGUUCAUGACACGAACGAAUACCAUCAGGUUCAGUCUCUGAUAAAAAUGGCAACUUACAAGUCCGAACUGACAUGGAUUGGAGGCACCAAUGCACAGGAGACGAGCAUUUGGUUUUGGAGCGAUGGAAGCCCUCUCCGCUAUACAAACUGGUGUCACGGAGAGCCUAAUAAUGGGAGAAACAUGCAGCACUGUUUGGUGAUGAACGAUUCAGGUAAAAAACAUCUCACAUGA
Messenger RNA from Fundulus heteroclitus (mummichog), 587 nucleotides. RefSeq names its product ladderlectin. Gene Ontology annotation, molecular function: signaling receptor activity. NCBI's taxonomy places the organism in Eukaryota, Metazoa, Chordata, Actinopteri, Cyprinodontiformes, Fundulidae. The record is from RefSeq and is a predicted model, not a curated record. Bases 123 to 587 code for a protein of 154 amino acids. The transcript is spliced from 6 exons.